Molecule: messenger RNA, 1580 nt
Organism: Brassica rapa (field mustard)
Lineage: Eukaryota; Viridiplantae; Streptophyta; Magnoliopsida; Brassicales; Brassicaceae
Biological process (GO): regulation of DNA-templated transcription
Cellular component (GO): nucleus
Molecular function (GO): DNA-binding transcription factor activity; transcription cis-regulatory region binding
Source: RefSeq, a predicted model, not a curated record
GGUUUUGUGUGAGAUGUUGUAAAGAGACUACGAAGCUAACUGUAGGCGCGAGUGUAGGAGAUUACUACCCUCUGAGAAAAAGCCUCACUACCUUCCACAACAAGUAACUUUCUCCUCCAUCUCUGUGAGUACGCUUGAUCGUCAACGAGACUGAUCCAAGCUCUGCGAAAGACCAAAUCUUUUGUUCAGGGUUCUAAGCUCAGAGACUCAGUAAAAUAAAAAGACGACAACUUUUUCUCUGGUUCACAAAGCAGAGAAAGUUUCAUCCUUUAGUGUCUUUUCUGGCAGCGAAACCCUAAAAAAGACCUAAGCUUUUGCAGUGUACGAGGAAGAAGCCGACAUGUCUCAGAGCCUUCUUCACGUUUGCAAAAUCUGCGGAAAAUGGUUCGCAACUGCGAAAGGAGUGUACGGUCACCAGAGGGUUCACUCUGAGUUGAAACGGAAGCCUAGGGUUAGGGUUUGCUCUGUUUCGACCUCCAUCGAAUCUAAAGCCCUUGAUCCUUUGUUGUCGCUCAAAGAAUCUUCUUCUUAUUCUUUUAUGAGUGAGGUUGAGAAACAAGAGAUGGAUGAAGCUGCGAUGAGCUUGGUUAUGCUUUCUGAAGGAGUUUGUGUUGAUCAGCCGAAACAAGAGUUCUUCAGUGAAGUGUCUGCUACUUGCAGUGAUGUUGUUGUUGCUCAGGCGUUGCCUUCUCCUCUGAGGAGUAAGUCGCUGGGGAAACGAGAGUGUAACUUCAGCUAUAGAAUCAAAAUUUGCGGCAAGAGUUUUGAGCGUUCUCUAGGUGGUCAUUCACUGCCUGUGUUGGCUGACUCAGGAGCUAAGAAGGUUGUUCCAGAACCAUCAUGCUUUGAGGUCUCUCAGGAGGAGUUGGUUGAACGUGGAGAUGCUGAUGUGGAAGAACAUUCUGUUGAGGCGAAGCAAGGUUUCAGUAAAGUGUCUUCUCACUCAGGUUUCGAAAAGUCUAGUAGUUACAGUGAUGUUGUUGCUCAAGAAGCGUUGCUUAUUCCAUUGGGAAGUAGGUUGCAGGAAGCACCAGAGAGUAACUCUAGCUAUAGAUGCAAAGUAUGCGGCAAGAGUUUUGGGUGUUUUCAAUCUCUAGGAGGCCACCAAAAUCUUCACAUAGGGGGUAAAAGGAAGAGAUCAGAAGCUGAGAAGAUUGUUCCACAACCAUCAAGCUUCGAGGUCUCUCAGGAGGAACAUUCUGUGGAGUUGAAAGAAGGUUUCGAAAAGUUGAGUACUUGCAGUGAUGUUCUUGCUCAACCAUCAUCUUGCAGAAAGGAUUACAGAGUAACUCCAGCUAUGAGAAUGUUGUAGUUUCACCCUAUGACUCAUCAGAAGCUAAGAAGAUUGUUCCAGAACCAUCAAAGCUUUGAGGUCUCUCCGGAGAAAUUGUUUGAACAUAGAGGUUUGUCUACAUAGAAUCUUCAGUUUAGUUGAACAGAAAGGAUGUGUUGGAAACAUUUGUUGCUCUUUUUUUCCCACUUCGUUAAAGGUGUGUGCAGAUAUAUUGUUGACAUUUUGUACUGUAUGAGUCUUACAGACAUGAUAUAGAAGAAGAGAGUAACCAGCUUGAUUGUCUGAA